AUGAAGCUUCCCAACCCUGUUUCCAUGGCCACAGCAGCUUGCAGUGCGUAUCAAGCACGUAUUUCGUCUCUUGCUGCCUCGAUUACUCCCAGAGUGUUGGUGUCAACCAGUGGAUCCGGCAACUAUGGAGAGUCUGGGAAAGCUGCCUUUUAUACGAUUGAUGAGCUUCCAAUGGCACUCAUAAAAGAAGAGAAGCCAUUCAAAGAAGGAGAACUCCAACGGAUCGAUAUCGACCUAGGACCCGAUCGACAAGCUUUUAUCAUUGACAAUGUCUUGACGCCAGAAGAAUCGGAUGCUCUGGCGGCGUGUGCCGAGGCAAUUCUGAAUGCGAAUGGACAUUCCAGAGUGGCCCCUGGCAUUCGAACUCCUCCUGGCAUGCGUAUCAAUGAAGCCGCUCAUUGGUAUCCGCCCCAUGGAUCGUCUUUUUUACCAACCAUUUAUCGUCGGAUCGAACAUUUAGUUCCAAAGUCUUUGGAUGGUGGACUCUCAUUGUACAACAAACUCUCGGAAAAGGUUGCACAUUUCAAGUACAACAAGGGGGAUCAAUUCAAUCGUCACAUUGAUGGUCUUUUUCCAGGGCAGGGUGCCAAUCCAAAAGGUGAUGGGGUGGACGAAUGGACUGGCGUUGUUUCAGGGUUUUCUCUUCUCUUUUAUCUGAACGAUGCGGACGACGGAUUGGAGGGUGGUGAAACUCGACUGUGGUCCAGAGAUGGUUCCAUAUAUAAAGAUGUUACACCUCGCAAGGGCAGAGUCCUAGCAUUUCGUCGUGGGAGUCACGAUGCCGUCCUCCAUGCUGGUUUGGAAGUGACAGGAGAGGUUCCAAAGUACAUGGCACUCGUCAAUCUUGCCUAUGGUCAACAUGCUGGUACACGACCUCUCAUGCAAUGA
This is a messenger RNA of Cylindrotheca closterium, 888 nucleotides long. The record is from the annotation of a GenBank genome assembly. Lineage: Eukaryota; Bacillariophyta; Bacillariophyceae; Bacillariales; Bacillariaceae.